Molecule: messenger RNA, 2244 nt
Organism: Uloborus diversus
Lineage: Eukaryota; Metazoa; Arthropoda; Arachnida; Araneae; Uloboridae
Exons: 4
Coding region: 1-2244 (747 amino acids)
Source: RefSeq, a predicted model, not a curated record
AUGGAUUAUAUAAGUAAAGGAGAUAGGGUAAAUGUCCUGGUGAGAAAUGUUACAGGCGUGGUAGGUUAUAUAGGUGAGACCCAUUUUGCUGAUGGAGUUUGGUAUGGUGUCGUUUUAGACGACGCAAAGGGAAAAAACGAUGGCACCGUCGACGGAGUGUAUUACUUUGGAUGUCCAAACCAUCAUGGAGUCUUCGUACGACGACACCAAUUGAAGAAGGAAGUUCACCUGGACAUGCAUAAUGCUUCUAUAAUUCCAAGAAGCGCUCAGCAUGUUACUCGUUCACGAUCCCAGGCAGUUAUGCCCAUCACAGAAAACAAUUUCCACUCAUGCAUACAGUUUAUGAAUAUAAAUAAUAACAUGCUAGAUUUUAAGGCUGUUUUGAUUAUGAAAGACCGAAAACUUUUUGAAGUUGUUGAAAAUAAUAAUGUUCUUGCGGAGCAGCUGGAAGCUAUGCAUCAAGCAGCUAAUACAUAUUGCAAGGACCACUACAGGAUGUUGGAGAUUGCAAGCUCUUUCGAUACGGAAUUGAAGAACAAGGAGGUUGAACUAAACUAUCUUAAAGGUUAUAACAGAAAAAUUAACUUGGCUUUACAAAAAUCAGAAAAAAGGAGAAUAUUUUUGGAGAAAAAUCUACAGAAAUUCAUGCAUCUUGCAGAGCAUGUCAUCAUAGAAAAGGAAAUUGCUGAAGCAAAUAACGAACAACUCCUCUUUCAGUUGAGGGAAUGUGAGGAACGAUGUGAGAACCUUGCAUUGGAACUGGAUGUCAAAAAAGAAGAGAUGGAAAUCCAGAAAAUAGACGAAUUACCAGCUAAACAUUACAUCAAGGAACUGAAAGAGAAAAAUAGGGUACUCAAUGCGGCUUUAUUGAAGCUGAGAGAAUAUUACUUUGAUCAAAGGGAACAAACAAAAGAAGCCAAACAACUUUUAGAAAAUAAUUUAAAAAUAACCGAGUCUUUGGAAUUGACGAGGAUAAACUUAUUACACGAGAUUGAAAUGCGUGAAGACGAAAUUAAUGACCUAUUUCAGAGUAUAGAUGACUUGAUGACUGCUGAUGAAGUAGUUUUUGACGUGAUUGACCGCAAUACAAGAUACGAGCAAGAUAUCAUAAAUUUAUAUCGCAAGAUCGACGAAAUUGAAGAGGAGCUGGAAAUAAGUACUGAACUAGAACAAGUUAUGCAAGAAAUCAUAUUUCAAGAUAGGGAAGAACUACAAGAGCUAAUAACAAAACUUCACCUGACUAUAACGUCGUUGGAACAAGGACGUUACAUCUUGAAGGAACGUGAUUACAUUAUUGAGCAAUAUAAGGAUCUAACUUCUCAAUUUCGAAAAGAAAACUUCGACUUGUGUCUAACGCUACAGAAAACAAUUCUGGACAAAAAGAAUGCCGUCAGAAAGGCUGAAAAACUGAAACUUUAUUUCAAUCAAAUCCAUUCGAUUCGCAUGUCUUCUAUGGGGUCCUUUGAAAUUGGCGACAGAGUCAGGGUCUUGGGUAAAGACGCCACUGGUAAAGUUGCAUACGUUGGAAAAAUCCACACAGCCAGAGGAUUAUGGAUUGGAGUUAGUUUGGACGAGCCUAAAGGACGCAUCAAUGGCACCGUAGAUGGGAGAAGAUAUUUCAAAUGCGAGCGCAACCAUGGCGUUUUUGUUCGAUCUUGCGAACUCGAAGAAGACUGUCCAGAAAACAACAAAAAAACUAAUAAAUCAUCAAAAAAUUACCCAAACUAUUUAAGGAAUACGGCUAAAAAGAGGCAAGACGAUGACAUUUUUAGGACAAAAUGUAACAAGGACCAUGAUGUAAAACAAACGGUUACAAAACAAGAAAUACCAUCUAUUCGAUCCCAAAAUGUGAAAGCAAGGGCGUCUAACAAAUGUCGCGAGUUGAAAAAACAUGAUUCUGAAGAUGUGGAAGAGAAGCUACAAUUAACCCAAGGUUUGCUUCAAGAAAUGUCAAAAAAGUACUGCAAAGCUCUAGAAGAAGUAACAGAAUUAAAAAAAGAGUUGGAAACGGAAAUGAAGAAGAAUCAAGUACUCACAAAUCACAUAGCUUUGUUAAAGAUCAAAGCACAAUCUAGUGACGAGGUAGAAAAUAAAAACGUCACCAAGCCAAGUGAACAUGUAUAUCAGGCUUCAUAUACUGAAGUAAUGCUUAUUAUACUAGACAAGAAAAAGCUUAUUGAAGAUGCAAAUUACAUUACCAAACACAAUCAACGCAUCUUCAUUGCUGCAACAUGUACUGUCUGA